UAUGAAGUUAAUUUCAGAAAAAUUUUGUUUACCCGAGUCCGAUUUCCCCGCACUGUCUGCAGAUGUAAGACGUAGUCCUUCAGAUGAAACCUUAAUGUCGUUAAGUUCAAAAGGGAGUACGGUCGAUUCGGAACACAGAUCGAGAAGUUCUGGCGAUGUCUCUCUUGAAUCGGAAAACUUAAAGGAAACGUCCAAGAGAAAAAAGCAAAAGUUCUUUUAUAGUCUCAGGAAUAAGGCCAGAAAAUUACGUUCUAGGUCCCGAGAGAAAUUAUUCGGGUCGAGCAAAAGGCAAUCUUCAACCGAAUAUGAAGGCUCUUCCGUUGAUCACCCACUUCAACCGACUACCCGAUUUAAAGAGUCGUCGUUUGCCAUAACGAGGGAUAAAUCGUGCAGUGAAGCCAUGCUACCACUAUUGGCAGCUGAGAACAAUGAAAACGAAAGGGAUUCAGGCAUUACUGUAGGUGAUCAGGAGGAUGUGAACGUACUAAGGCAAAGAGCUCACGUAUUAAGAAGUUAUCCAUUUUUUCAUCUCGAAGUUGUGCUAAAGGAAGGCAGAGAUCUGGUUAUAAGAGAUUCUUGCGGUACUAGUGAUCCUUAUGUUAUCUUUAAGAUUGGCAGAAAACAAUAUUAUAAAAGUCGAAUUCUAUUUAAAAACUUGAAUCCUCAAUGGGACGAAAAAUUUACUAUUCCCAUAGAGGACCCUUUUGCUCCUAUUUCUGUAAAAGUAUUCGACUACGAUAGAGGACCAAAAGAUGAUCCAAUGGGCAAGGCGGUAAUCGAUUUAACAUCUGUAGAUAUAAAUAAUUCAACUGAUUUGAAAUUGAAUCUGCAACCCGAUCGAAAUGGUAAAGUGAGAGAAGAUUAUAUGGGCUAUUUACUCUUGCAAGUUAAUUUAGUUCCCAAAUCUCAGGAAGAUAAAGAUCAUAACGUAACGGUAGAAUCUCCAAAGUUUACAAGGAAGCACGGACGUUUUAAUGAUUCUAAGAGGAUGAAAACUCAAAUAUGGUCUUCGGUUGUUAGUAUCGUGUUAGUUAGCGCUGAAGAUUUAUUACCGAUGGACGAUAAUGGAUUUAGCGACCCUUACGUUAAAUUUCGUUUGGGUAAUGAGAAAUAUAAAUCAAAAUGGAAACCUAAAACUUUGAAACCAACCUGGUUAGAGCAAUUUAACCUUCACAUGUUUGACGAUCAAACUUCGCAUUUAGAGUUGUCGGUUUGGGAUCACGACUCGGGUGGUCGAGAUGAUUUUAUGGGUCGUUGUCUCAUUGAUUUAUCUGAAUUUAAGACUGAAGCAACUCAUUCUCUUCAUUACAAAUUAGAGGAUGGAGCGGGCAUAGUUCAUUUAUUAUUAACUGUGACUGGUACGACUGGUAGCGAAACUGUUUCCGAUCUCGCGACCCAUCAACCAAAUCCUAAAGAUAGAGAAAACAUAGUAAGAAAAUAUGGCAUACUAAAUAGUUUUCGACAUAUAAGGGACGUUGGUUGGUUACAAGUUAAAGUGAUUAGAGCAAGGGGAUUGGCCGCUGCUGACAUAGGUGGAAAAAGUGAUCCAUUCUGUGUUAUUGAACUCGUCAACGACCGUUUACAAACGCAAACAGAAUAUAAAACAUUAUCUCCUGAAUGGGGGAAAAUAUUUACGUUCAAUGUAAAAGAUAUCCACUCGGCUUUGGAGAUAACUGUUUACGAUGAAGAUAGAGAUAAAAAAGUUGAAUUUCUAGGAAAGAUAGCCUUACCAUUAAUUAAGAUUAAACCAUUUGAAAGAAAAUGGUUUACAUUAAAAGAUAAGAAGUUAAUUAAUAGCGCAAAAGGGGCAAUUGAAUUGGAAUUGGACCUAAUCUAUAAUCAUUUUAAGGCGGCUAUACGAACUUUCAAUACUAAAGAGGAUAAAUAUAUGCAACCCGAACCUAAAUUUAAAAUGGCUAUUAUGAAAAGAAAUAUUAAUCGCGUUUCUAGACUAGCUCAAGCUGCUAUAGAAACUGGAAGAUUUAUACAAAGUUGUUUCGAUUGGGAAUCGAAAGCUCGCAGUACAUCAGCUUUUCUUGUUUUUCUUAUCGUCGUAUGGAAUUUUGAGUUAUAUAUGCUUCCUAUAACAGUUUUAAUAAUAUUUCUUAAAAAUUUACUAAUUGUUCAAGUCGUUGGUCACUUUCAAAAAGAGAGGGAUAUCGAUGAUUACGUUGACGAGGAAGACGACGACGAAGACGAUGACAAAGACAGGGAGGGUAAGAAAUCCUUUAAAGAAAAAUUACAUCAAAUACAAGAACUGGGCCUACAAAUUCAAGAGGGAAUGGAUAAAGUGGCCUGUUUAGGAGAGCAUGUUAAAAACACUUUUAAUUGGGUUGUCCCCUGGUUGUCUUGGCUCGCUGUUGUUGUACUUAUUAUAGCUUCCGUCAUCUUUUAUUAUAUUCCUUUGAGAUAUCUCAUACUACUAUUUGGUAUUAAUAAAUUUACAAAGAAACUUAGAGCUCCUAACGCAAUUCCAAACAACGAAUUAUUAGACUUCCUAUCAAGAGUACCCUCUGACAAAGAAUUAGUUAUGUAUAGAGAAUUAAGACCUGAUCCAGCAAUUAUUGGAACAAAACGGAAAAAGAGUUAA
Dimorphilus gyrociliatus is the source of this 2590-nucleotide messenger RNA. Lineage: Eukaryota; Metazoa; Annelida; Polychaeta; Dinophilidae. The record is from the annotation of a GenBank genome assembly.